AUAUAUUCCCGGAGUGUUUUGAACUGUGACAGAAUUACAAUAAGACGGUAUAAUUCCUUUGAAGUAUGUAAACUAAAUCUCAGGGUGGAAUUACUUUACAACGCAGUGCAUAUUAUGACAAUUUAACCAAACUACUGUAAUUGUUAUAAUUUUAAACAUCGACUUUAAAUGUCAAAAUUUGUGGAUUCAUCUUUAAUUGUUGAAGAUUAUUCAGAUAAGAGAAAGUCUGAUGAAGCCAGAUGGAGAGAAGAUCUUACUGAACAUUUUAGAAAACUCGGCUUUCACAGAGAAGUUCCUACCCCUGAAUUGUUGAAGGAAGCUCAAGAUGUUUACCGGAGGUUGGACUGGGAACGGCCAGUUGAUGACGACGGGAACGUGCUACCCUCUCCCCCUAUGACAUCUAAAGAGGAUGUGCUGGACGAGGAAGCAUGUGCAGUUUUAGAUGAACACGCAAUUAAGACACCAUUUACAUACAUCAAUCAGCACAUUCGAUACUUAGUAAGUUAUCUCCUCCAACCAACAGACACAGAUGUAGACAAAGCCAGAGUCCUGACAAGAUGGCUUGCCCGAUGUUUGGAGGAUGACUAUGUACGCUAUUUACCAAGAACAGAAUGGACGACAGACGAUUCUACCGCAAGUUAUUUGUGGAAGCUUCGACGUCGGACAAUGGAUUACGACGAACUAUUCCAUGUACUUUGCGAACAUGCAGAUAUAAAAUUUGAGCUAGUAAGAGGUUGUGUACGUAACACGAUCAAUUAUGAGGUUGGCGCUGAUUUUAAAAAUCAACGAAAAACCUGGACUGCGGCCUUAUUAGAUGGUGAAUGGCGUCUGAUUGAUGUUCGCUGGAUAUGUGAAGCAGCUUAUGGCGUUACAAAGAACAAUUGGAGGCUGAUUGAAGACGAAAAAGGAAAAGUUAGCACAAAGCGCGCAAUGCAAGAAAAUAGAGGAACAUAUAAAACGCAUUGCCGAUUUCGUGAAUUUUACUUUUUAGCUGACCCAGAAAUAUUUGUUUUUGACCAUUUCCCAGAUGACGACAAAUGGCAGUUGUUGGCUCGAACUGUAACUUACGACGAGGCAAAAGAUUUACCAGCAAUAAGAUCUGACUUUUUUCAAGAAAAAUUGACCUUGAAAUCACAUCCAAAGUCAAAUGUAUCAAGUAAUGACGGACAAGUAACAUUCGAAAUCGGAUUUGACACUAGCAAGCGUAUGACUUUUGCUUACAAACUGUACAGGUCAAAAGGUUGUAGAGAGCAAGUGAUUCCGACAAGAAGCGCUUUAGAUAGAUUUGUUUUCUUGGAAAGAGACCUCGACGAAGGAGUUAUGAGAGCCGUUAUUCGAUUUCCAUUUCUAGGACAAUUUCUGUUUGAACUUCAUGGUAGUGAAAAGUCAGACACGCAUCAUGCAUUGCUUGUGACAUACUUCCUCACUUGCCAUGAUAUAAAGGAAGACUGUAAACCACUUCCACCAAAUAUUCGUGAAGAAUGGGGACCAGGGGAGGAUACGACAGAUAUGGGAAUGGUACCGUUAACUCAUCGUAAGGGUCAAAUCGAAGCUGAUGAUGGCGAUGCAGAAAUUAAAUUUUCAUUGGAUAGAGAACUUGAAUUCAAACAUGAUUUAGUGAAGGGCGAAGUGGAUGUACCUGUCACCGAAGGUCAUAUUCUCCAUACAAUUGAGAAUGGAGAAAUGUCCAUUAACGUGAGACUUCCGGAAGCAGGAGAGUACGCAUUAAAUGUAAUGGCAAAGGAAAAGAACAAGAAAACAAGAUUUGCUCCAGCCUGUAGUUAUCUUGUCAGCUGUCAGGACGACCCCCUUGAAUCUGACCCCUUUCCUGAUACGGAUGGAAAACAAUUAGGUCCAACUGCAACAUUUGCUCAAUUGGGAUUUUCUGAAGAUGACCCUUGGCCGUCCUUUGUUACUAAUCUUGUUACGGGAGAAUAUAAAAUGACUAUCAAACGAACAAGAAACAUACUGGUUGCCGCAUCGCUGGAACUGGAAGAGGGUGAUACAACAACAGAUUACCAUAACUAUGUCACAGUCGAUACAAAAGGAGAACUGGUUUUGAUUUGUGCCACUUUCCCAAAGAUGGGAACAUACACCUUAACUGUGUUUGCACGAAAUGCAGAUGCAGUUGACGAUUCUGAUUUAUUCUUGCCACUAUACGUCAAAGUCAUUGAAGUCGUGUUACCAACCUUGACCGGAACUCCAGUACCUACAACUGCACUGCUGCCAGUCUGGUGCCAUGGAUAUAGCAUAAAAGAACCUGAACACUGCUGUCUACCUUCCAAUGAAAAAGUGAUGAUAUCGAUUGCAAUUCCUGAAGCGAGCGUUGUCUUAGUUAAAGGUCACCCAGAAUGCAAGAUGAAGAAAAAUGAAAAUGGAUAUUGGGAGGGAUUACUUAAAACUGGGCCGCCGGGCAGUGUUAUAGAUAUCAUGGCAAAAGAAACAAACAGGGAUCAAGCAGAAAAGAUAGUAUCAUACGAAGUUGUGUCCAAGGAGGACUUGUUGCAAAUGGAAAUGAAACAAGAAGUCACAUUCAGAGAAGCAUUGAACCGACUAGAAUCUAAGGAAGCUGAAAAACAAAGCCGUAUAAUAACACGUUUGAAUCAGGCGGUGGAGGACAGAAACCGGCCAAAAUUGGAAAAGUGUCUUGCACGUGCUAAGGAAUUGAAUCCCAAGGGUGCUACUGUAGAUAUAACUCGUGCCGAGGUUCUCCUACGUGAACUUUUAGAUGAAGAAGGAAAACUCAUUGCUAGAAAAGAACUAAGAAAAGCUACCAGAAUAUCUGAUAUACCAUCUUUAGAGGCAGCUGUAAGAAAAUUCAAACAUUUGAAAAUGGUUGAGGAAGAUGGAGACUUUUCAGCAGCUGUUGAAGUAUUACGUAAUUUGUUAGAGAAAAAAGGUUCACCAAAAGGAACAUUGCGCUAUCCUCCACCAACACAUGAUGUUAAGAAAGAUGUAACCUUGCACACUACCACUGGUGAAAACCUUUUCCAUAGUAGAAAUACAGGUGGGGUACAUAUAUAUGUUUUACCUGACGGACAUGUGCAACAGCAAGAGCUCACUGGAGCAGAAACAAGUUUCCUGCACCACAGUAUGAGAUCCUUACACAAAGACACGACUCAGCUCACGUUCUCGGAAAUACCAGAAUCAAAGGGAGACGAUAGCUUCACCGGACCAUCGCAUCACUUUAGUGGACCUACGCUUGGAACGUCAACACCUAGAAAGCCACACAAAAGCAGCGCUAGAGUCCCAGAAUUAUUGAGGGAAGCACAGUUAAAAAGUAAAAUGGCACGACAGUUGGAUGAUGAACCUGAUCAAGACGAGGUUGAAGCUGCACUGGAUGAAAUAGAAAAAGAGGAACACAUUUCAAAAGACUGGGGAGGCCGUCGCAGCUGGAAAAACAGAACUAUGAAUGUUUUUAAGAAGUAUUGGCACAGUAUGAAGGAAAAGUCACAAGUCUCAGAGGAAACACUUAAUGAUGACAUUGAGAAAGAGAUUCAGAGGCUACGACAUAUUAAUACGAUGUGUCGAAAAAUGUCACAAGCCGCAAGGAAGAUUGGUCGAAAUUAUGGAACUCUAAUAAGCAGCGAGAAAUCGUUCCAUGAAUUACUCGGGGAUAUUCCGGACCUGAAUGAAAGUUUGGGAGAGGAACUAGCUAACACAUCUAUUACUCAACAAGACCUCAUAGGCGUAGAAGGAGUUAUGAAAGCUUCAUUUGAUGACUUUGCCAAAUCUAUUGACAAGCUUUGUACCCAUAUGGUAUCAAAGGCAGAAGUUGCAGCACGAGAUCUCGAAAAAGCCAGAAUUGACAUGGAAACAGAAGAAAUACUGUAUGGAAACCGAAGUAGUCCUAGUUUUGGAGGUUAUGGACAGCAAUCAAAGCAGAGUGCUAUUAGAACCUCAUUCUUUGCUCUUCGCAACAACAUCCUAGAAGACCUCCAGGAAACGAAUUCUGAAACGGAGGAAGAAAUAAGAAAAAAUCUGUCCGGUCUUCACAAGAAAAUGGCUGAAGUGCAGACGAGUAAGGGAAAUAACUCGCGGAAUGAACACGAUGUAUCAAUGGAUUUCCUGUCUUCAUGGAAAAUGUAAAUGAUUGUCGGUUGUGAUUCGACUUUUUGCAUAUCCAAAAUAUGAACAGUAUUAAGAAAUCAGUUAACGUUAGGUAUUAUUGUUUGAUUGUAUGAUUUAUUUAAUUUUUGAGUGGAACAGUUGAAAAUGACUUGUGAAGAGAUGGACUAGUCAUAAUUUAAAAGAAUAAUCGAGAAACAGGACAGUAACUAGAUAUGAUCAGAUAUUUGUUAAAAAUAUCGUUAACCGUUAAAACAGUCUAGGUUACGGCAAUUUUACUAUAGGUACACAAGUAGAGAGUAUUUUUAUAACGAGUAUAAGAUACUUUGUAAAAAUAAAGCGAUAGAGGACCUUUUAACAUAGAACAUGUACACUUUUUGGCACUGCACUAUUGGGGGAAAAAAAGUAAAAUAAGGGAUGAAUAUUUAAUAUAUCAACAAUCUUUUGAAGAUACUAUGUUGAUUCGUGAUGUAAAGUUUAAGUGCUUUUUAUUUUUCCAUACAUUAAACUUAAUAAUAAUGUUGUAAAAAUCUAAAAAAAAUGUCUUUUAGUGUUUAACUCUAUUUUCAAUCCAACUUAGCUCGAAGUUUUGUAAAUUUAAAUAUUUUUACCUCGAACAUUACUGGGGAGACUUGAUGUGUCAAAAUGCUCAGCUGUUGCAGUACAUUUUACCUUUUUAUGUUAUUUCAAUGUACACUGAGAUAUAUUUUACACAUACAACUUAGAAUUAUUUGCUUUAAAAAAAAUCAUUGUAAAUUUUCAAUUGCAAUGUUUUUAAAACGUUGUCGAAGCCCUUUCAACUCUUUUUUACUCAACUUAUAAGUCAGCAAUUCAGGUUCAGUAUCUUCAUAAAAUAAAGCAUCUGCAUUUUUUUAUUCUCUAAUAAACGGAUGAAAUUUGCAAAUAAGCAUGACCUAAAUCAUUAAAGGCUGCAUUUAAUUAAAUAUCUAGUUUUGCAUGCAUAAAAAACCGCUUAAUAUCUUUGUAUUGUUGCAAUUUAAGGCAUUUCUUCAUGUUCACUAUUUCCACCAAAUUGAAUACGAUUUCUGUAAGCAUUUCCAUCAGCAUAAUAAGUGCUAAAUUGUGUACAUAAUUGCAUUUCCGGCAGUUUAUGAGUGGUAGACAAAUUACAUUGUGUUUUAAUUAGUAUAUUAUUGUUGGUUUUAUUUUCUCAGAAUAUCAGGGUUUAGGUAUUAGUUGUUAUCAUCACUAUCCCAGUGACUAGUGAAUUAUCUGUGAUAUUUUGUUAUUAUUAUUGUUGAAAAUGUAUUGUACAAAUUUGUGUAAUUUGUGGUAUAUUCGUGUAUUUGUUAUAGUUUUUUGUUAGUUUGAACAUGUAUAUCACGUUAAGAAACAGUAGUCAAACACAUUGCCCAAGUUUAUUUAACAUGUUUAAGGUGGUACCAAACACUUUGACUAAAAUGAAUUUGGCUCGUUUAAUUUUCAUAAAAUUUUGACAAAAUAUUUACUUUGACCCUUUUACAAAAAUAUAAAAAUUUCAAAAAACUUGAACUACAAUUUCAUUGGAUAUAUAGCAGUUUGACAAACACUAAUUUUAAUCAUUGAGAAGCUUUAUAUUUUCUUUAACAAUAGAAUGUGAUGAAAACGUUCAGCUGAUUUUUACUGAGUUAUCUCCCUGUAGUGUUAUAUAACACCUAAAAACAUUGGUUGGAGUUGAAUUAGCAUUAGCAUAAUAUAUGGGUUUCAGGUAUGAUGAAAUAACACAUUUCACAUAAUAAACACAUUGUUUGAUUUAAUAUUUAAUAAAUUGAAUCAGUUUCA
This is a messenger RNA of Mytilus californianus (California mussel), 5850 nucleotides long. RefSeq lists its product as uncharacterized. The record is from RefSeq and is a predicted model, not a curated record. The transcript has 16 exons. The coding region runs from base 169 to 4089 and encodes 1306 amino acids. NCBI's taxonomy places the organism in Eukaryota, Metazoa, Mollusca, Bivalvia, Mytilida, Mytilidae.